Molecule: messenger RNA, 2976 nt
Organism: Peniophora sp. CBMAI 1063
Lineage: Eukaryota; Fungi; Basidiomycota; Agaricomycetes; Russulales; Peniophoraceae
Source: the annotation of a GenBank genome assembly
AUGGGUAAUAAACCCAGUACGAAUAAAAGGCACAUCACCGGGACUUCGGAGGAUCUUUCAGACGCGCAAUCGCGAUCCCCGGGAAGCUCAACUCAGGACGACGUGGACGCUGCGGAGAAGGCAUAUGCUGCUUACGAGCAGACGUGGGACGUGGACCAGUUGAAAACCGCCAUAACGCUAUAUCAACAAGCGGUGAACGAAGCGCCCGAACCAGAUGCGUAUCUGCUAGGCGAGCUGGGGCGCUGUCUAGGUCUAUAUCACAGGGCUCGAGGAAACCUUGACGACCUCCAGCGGGCCAUCGCGGCAGAGCAAAGCGCCCUACAACUCGUUCCAGACGGACACCCUGACAGGUCUUUGCGUCUGAACAAUCUUAGCGUGUCAUUGCGAAGACGCUAUGGAUCCCUUGGCGCGACCAAAGACCUCGCAAGCGCUAUUGAAAUGCAACUACGUUCAGUCGAGCUUACUCCGGAUGACGAUCCCGACCUGUCAACGUGUCUCGACAACCUGGGGUACUUGCAGAAUCUUCGUUUCCAACGUUUUGGAGCGCUCGAAGACUUGGAGAGCUCCAUUUCGCAUCGACAGCGUGCAAACGAGCUGACCUCUGAUGUUCAUCCCGGCAAAGCUACACGGCUGAACAACCUCGCACAGUCCUUGCACCGUCGCUUCGAGCGUCUCGACGACCCCGCCGAUCUCGAGCGGGCUAUCACAACGCAACACCGCGCAGUCAAACUUACUCCGAACGGCCAUCCCAACUUGCCAAUUCGGCUCGAUAACCUCGGCUCUUUGCAGUGGCUGCGGUUCAAACGUUUCGGAGAGCUCGAAGAUAUCGAGAGUGCCAUUUCGAAUCAACAGAGUGCAAACGAGCUGACUGCAGAUGAUCAUACCGACAAAGCUAAACGACUGCACAACCUCGCAUUGUCCUUGUGCAGUCGGUUCGAGCGUCUCGAUGACCCCGCUGACCUCGAGCGGGCUAUCACGAUGCAACGCCGGGCAGUGAAGCUUACCCCAAACGACCAUCCCGGCCUGGCAAAUCGGCUCGAUAACCUCGGCUCUUUGCAGUGGCUGCGUUCCAGACGCUUCGGUGAGCCCGAAGAUAUCGAGAGCGCCAUCUCGAAUCACCAGCGUGCAAACGAGCUGACUCCGGAUGAUCAUCCCAGCAAAGCUACACUGCUGCACAAUGUGGCGAUGUCUCUGGUGGCCUACUUUCGGCAAGACCAGACGAUGGAACAUUUUACAGAAGCUCUGGCAUAUUACAUGGCUGCUGCCUCCCAGACGCUAGACCCGCCGAGUUCGCGUCUUCUUACGGCCAAGUAUGUCGUAAAUUUUCUCGAUGAGAACCCCGAGUUCAGCACACCCGAGAUGCUGUUACUCGCCCACUCCCGCAUUGUUGACGUUCUUUCCGAGGUCGUCUGGCUCGGACACAGCAUGCAACGCCGUCUAGAAGAGUCUCAGAAGCUAGGCGAGCUUGUCAGUUCUGCUGUGUGUGUCGCCGUCAGAGUCAAUGCUGGGAACCAAGCCAUUGAAUGGCUGGAUAUGGGUAGAACCCUCAUAUGGACGCAAACACUGUCGCUGCGUAGCCCUCUUCAUGAUCUCGAGCAUGCUCAUCCGGAUCUCGCUCGUGCUCUCAACGACGUGCACGUUCGACUGCAGAACACCGCUACCACGUCUUCCGAGAGCAUCGCUUUCGUACUCGCAGAUGCUUCUCAAGCAGCCCAAAGGUCAGACAUGGGCCUUCAGGCUCCGUCAGAUCGCCAUCGAGGGCUCGCGAUUAAACAGGGGAAACUUCUCGCUGAAGUCCGCGCUCUGCCUGGUUUCGAGAGCUUCAUGCGUCCGAAACAUCUCUCCGCUCUGCUGCCAUCCUCUACGUCUCUCGAUGGCCAUAUUGUCUUCAUCAAUGUAGAUCGCACUCAGUGCGACGCGUUGAUCAUUCUUGCCAACAGGAAGACUAUCACUAUCGCUUUGCCAGAACUUUCUCUGGCUAAGGCAGAGGCACUGCGCUCGCAAUGGCAAGCGUAUCUCAAGCAGCAGAAUGUUCGCGAGCGUGGCCUCUUAGCGCCAUGGCAGCAUCGAUCUAGAAGUACUAUUCCGUCGCACAACAUCUUGAAUCGUCUCUGGAGAUGGAUUGUGGGCCCUAUCCUGAAAGGACUCAAGCUAGACGUUAUCAAUGCAGACCGCGCCCGACCUCCCCACAUCAUUUGGUGCCCGACUGGACCGUUGACGCAGCUGCCACUGCACGCAGCGGGGAUCUACGACGAUGAUGCCGGGCCUCGCGUGUACAACUUUGUGGUCUCCUCGUAUACGCCGUCACUCUCCGCAUUGACGCGUAGCAUCGAUGCCCUCGCGCAGCAACACACAACGCCCGGGAUCCUCGUGGUGACGCAGCCCAACACACCGGGGUUAUCAUCACUCCCGGGUACGACGCUCGAAGGAGCUCGGCUGCGCGAGGUCUUCGCCGCCUCUCAGACACCUUCUACGGCUUUGAAUGGCGAAGAGGCGACGGUUGGGGCCGUGAGACUUGCUCUCCAGAAGCAUCCCUGGUUGCAUCUCGCAUGCCACGGCUGUCAAGAGGUUGACGAUCCCUUGAAGAGUGCGUUUGCGCUGCACGAGGGCCGGCUGACGCUAUCGGAUUUAAUGGUGACCACGGCCGAUAACGCUGAGCUCGCGUUCCUUUCUGCCUGCCAGACCGCUGUCGGCGACGAAAAGGUUCCCGAGGAAUCGAUGCACCUCGCAGCGGGCAUGCUCGCCGUGGGGUAUAAGGGUGUCGUUGCGACGAUGUGGUCGAUCAAGGAUGACGACGCGCCGUUGAUCGUCGAGGCGUACUACAAGGAGCUUCUCGCGCUGCGCGCAUCGGGAGCGCUCGGCGCAGGACAGACAGGCGCCGCGUACGCAUUGCACGAGGCGGCUAGGCGGUUGAGAGAAAAGGUUGGGGAGAAGAACGUCGUGCGGUGGGCGCCGUUCGUGCACUUCGGGAUAUGA